GCUCCGCCCCGCCCCGCGGCCACCAGGGCCCGCCCCCGAGCCGGCCCGCCCGCCCGGCCUGCCCUUCCUCGCCGCCUGGACGCGCGGGUGCCGUUGAUCCCCUCCUCCUCCGCCCCGCCGCCCUGACUCCCUCUCUCUCUCCUUUCCUCAGAGGAUGUCCGCCUUCCAGAUCAACCUCAACCCGCUCAAGGAGCCACUCGGCUUCAUCAAGGUCCUCCAGUGGAUUGCUUCCAUCUUUUCUUUUGCUACCUGUGGAGGGUUUAAGGGGAAAACAGAAAUUCUAGUGCAUUGUCCUCCUGCAAAUGACAAUAAAACUGUCACAGCUACUUUUGGUUAUCCAUUCAGGUUGAAUCAGGCAUCAUUUGAGACACCUCCACAUGUAAAUGUGUGUGAUGUAACUUGGAAAGAUCAUGUCCUCAUAGGAGAUUACUCUUCUUCUGCACAUUUCUAUGUUACAUUUGCAGUCUUUGUGUUCCUGUACUGCAUUGCAGCCCUUCUGCUUUAUGUUGGUUACACGAACCUAUAUCGGGAUAGUCGUAAAUUUCCCAUGAUUGACUUUGUUGUUACUCUUGUUGUCACUUUUUUGUGGUUGGUGAGCACUUCAGCCUGGGCUAAAGCUCUUACAGAUAUUAAAAUAGCUACUGGUCCCAGUAUUGUUCAGGAACUUGGGCCAUGUAAGAAGACAGGAGUGAUGUGUUAUUUUGGCUCUGUGACCAGUAUGGGAUCCCUAAAUGUAUCAGUGAUCUUUGGCUUUCUGAAUAUGAUACUUUGGGGAGGAAAUGCUUGGUUUGUGUACAAGGAGACCAGCCUACACAGUCCAUCAAAUACUUCUGCCCCCCAUAGCCAAGGAGGUAUUCCACCUCCUGCUGGAAUGUAAUUAAAGGGAGAAAUACACUGUAUGAAAUAUAUGUCAAUACUAUGACAUGUUACCAACAUCUUGAGAACCAUUAUUUGUUUCUAAUAAAAAGUAAUGGCUUUUUCAAUAAAUUGGUGGGUUUAAAAUUUUGCUGCUUUUUUACAUAAAGCCUGUACCUUUUUCCUAGAAGUUUAAGAUGUAAAUGUAUUCUCGAAUGUAAAUUUGAAAGUUCAGGGGCCUAUUAUGAGAUGAUAUACAUUUUCAAAUGAACAGUAAUUUUUUCACUAAGCUGUUUGCCUACCAAAGUGUUUACAUCUUAAACCUUAACAUGUAGCUUCACUCAGAAAACAGUUAUAAUGUCAUAUGUAAUAGGAAGAAAAAUCUUUAUUUGGAAUAUACACUACUAUAAGUUUGUACAGAUCAUUUACCUAAGACUGGUCUUUAAGGAAGCCUUGGUUACACAAAUUGUAUUUAGAAAAAAAAUAUUUAGUUCAAAAUUUAUAUCUAAUAUUCAUGUUAUGAAAAAUUUUAAACUGCAAAGACUUGGUAUAUGUUUUAUUUUUGUUUUUCUAAAUAACCUGCUGUACUUCAUAGGUGUACUAAAAUUGUGUUGGGAGCAGGGAUUUGGAAAUUAGAUAUGUAGUUAAUUUAGUAAUUCUGUUGCAUGAGGUGUAAGCUUCUAUUAUGCUGGUGGUUUAAUAGGCUUGCUAUAUAAGCAGAAAGAGCAUGGUUCAGCUAGGUAUUUUUAUAUGGGCGUUACUCUUUGUGCUGUUUGUUUGCUGUCCUUUGUUGCUCAUGUUAUUUAAGCGCAGGCUGAGACCUAGUCUCCUUGCAAAUAGAGUAAAAUAAUCUACCUUUUUAUGUAGACCCUAUUCAGAGGGUUAAAAAAAAUUAAGAUUGCCUUUUACCUUUGAAAACUUACCAUUUAGAGUCAAUGAAGUUGCUAUUUUGAGUUUAGCAUUGAUAUUGUGAAAAUAAAUGCAGUUUGAAUUUCAUGUUUCUUAAUGUUCAUUCUUACUUCACGAAUGAUUAAGGAAUUAUGCAUCAUAAACAAAGGCACCUAAAUGAGCUAUAUUAUGGGUCUGUUGUCUUUGCACACACAUUUGAGUAUAUUCUAAAUACAGAGCUUAUUCACAUUUUGCUUCCUAAUCUUUGUUGUACAGGGAUCCAGAUUUCUUAUUCUUACAACAUGAAUGUUUAUAUGUGAAGCACAUCUUGCUAUUGCCUUAUUUUUGUUGCUUUUAUUCAUGACAAGAAUUGUCAAUAUGAGAAUGUAUCUUUUUUGCAACCAACUUAAUAAAGAAAUUGAAAGAAA
This is a messenger RNA of Lemur catta (Ring-tailed lemur), 2171 nucleotides long. It is a transcript of the gene SYPL1, whose product is annotated as synaptophysin like 1. The coding region runs from base 155 to 877 and encodes 240 amino acids. The transcript is spliced from 5 exons. Gene Ontology annotation, cellular component: synaptic vesicle; synaptic vesicle membrane. Lineage: Eukaryota; Metazoa; Chordata; Mammalia; Primates; Lemuridae. The record is from RefSeq and is a predicted model, not a curated record.